UCGGGCUUGCUCGGGUGCGGACAGGACCAUCAUGCGCCCGCGGGAAGGUAAACUGCUUUUAGCUGAUCGAGGGAUGAACCGCGUGCCAUCACAGCCGUUGAGCUUGUACCGUCCUUAGACGGAGGGCCCACAAGAGGGCCAUUGAUGAUCCGAUCAGCGGAUCAGAAUUCAGGUGAGAAUGUGUUUUCUGGGAUUGUAAUCAGCUACCUUGAAAAAGGGCGAGCGAGAUUUUUUUCGGUUUUCCUAUUGGUCAAACCGCGCGAAUCCUUCCGCUAGGGAAGGAGAAAAACGAGAGAGGAAGGGCGGUCGCAGUUUCUGCGUCGCGCGAGCUGCGUCCUUUGCUCAGUCCGAGCUUCUCCCACAGCGAAGAAGAAGAAGGGGGUCUGCUCCGACUGCGAGUCUGAGUUCGCCGCUUUCGCUUCCGAACCAUGGGCGGUAAAAUGAAGACCGACGAUCCCGUCUGCCGCCGCAUCGUCAGAGCUUUCCUCGACUUCCUCUCCUCUGUUGAACCUACGCCCGGAGUCGAUGUUGAAGGUCUUGAGGUGGCCAGAGAAUGUCUAACAGAGGCCUUUAAAGUGGAUUUGUCUUCUAGUGAUGAUGACCAAAUUAGACCUGAUUUGCUAGUUGAAAUGUUCAAAUCUCUUCAUUCGAGUGAGCACCGGCACAAUGACUCAUAUUUUCAAAGUGGAAGAACUUCAGAUAAUGUUUCUCAGACUUCUAGCGGAUCAGAUAUACUAAAAUCAUCGACAUCUCAGGAUGGGCUUCAAGAACGAGAAACUCAUUUUUUGACGGAAUCGUCUAAAGAUGAGCUCUUUGGGCAAUUCUUUUCUGCGCUUGAGAAAGUUCACUUUUUCAACCACGCCCCCGAUGGGAACGAUGACACGGUCCAACUAGAGAAAGUGACUUGCCUAUUUCACAAUGCUAUAAAUGAGAUGGAAGGAUCUGGAUGCCAGCAAUACAACAAAACCAGUUUGGCAGAGACCUUGAAAUCACGAGGGAACAAGGCCAUGCAGUCAAAGCUAUACGCUGAUGCAAUUGAGUUGUACACUUGUGCCAUUGCACUUUGUGAAAAUCAUGCUGUCUAUUACAGUAACAGGGCGGCUGCUUAUACUCAGAUUGGCAAAUUCGAUGAUGCAAUCAAAGACUGUCAUAAAUCUUUAGAGAUUGACCCAAAUUAUUCAAAGGCAUAUAGCCGUUUGGGUACAGCAUAUUAUGCUCUGGGGAAGUAUGCUGACUCCAUUGAUAAAGGUUUUAAGAAAGCGUUGCAACUCGAUCCAAACAAUGAAUUUGUCAAAGAGAAUAUUCGGGUUGCUGAGCAGAAAUUGGAAGAAUUACAGCACAGAGAACGUAACCAGUGGGACACUACUUCUUCUAACCAUCCUAGAGGAGAGUCUGAUAGCCAAUCCACGAGUGGAUCAACGAGCCAUGCUACUCCACCACCUUUCACAUCCUUUCCUUUCGAUCCUAGUACAAUUCCCGCAAAUUUUGCUAACAUAUUCAUGAAUAUGGCUGGGAAUGAAUCUAGCAGCCAAUCUUCGAGUGGAUCAGAAAGCCGGGCGGUUCCACCUCCAUUUGGUUCUUUUCCGCUUGAUCCUAAUGCCAUUCCUGCGAACUUGUCUAGCAUGUUUACAAACUGGGGUUCGACCGCAUACCAAGGACAAGAACAACAUUCCCAAGGAGAAGGGAGUGGUGACCCUGAGAUAAGAAUUGGUGGGAACAUCAAUCUGAAUGUGGGUGAAAACAUGCCUGAGAAUUUAUCGGGGGCAUUGAGAAGUGUUAUGGAGAUGUUCACAGGCACAGCUUCCCGUGAAAAUGCACCAGAUGGAGCGGAUGGAAGAUCUGCUCCUAGCUGAUGUAUCAACUCAUGUAUCAGUCUGUUGAUGUUAUGCUCUUUUUCCUUUUUGCCGCCUUCUGACUUGAAGAUUUCAUGUGGAUUUUUCAUCCACGUUUUUACAGAUUGAUUGACAGUCAUCAUAGGUUAACUUAGCAUUCAGUUUUUCCUGAAGAGUUUUUCUUUUUCAUUUAUCUUUUGUUCAAAAAAGGAGCUUUUGUCAAUGCAGAAUUUUUCUUAUUUUCAUGAUAUAAUCGAACUCAAGUCUUUU
Rhodamnia argentea is the source of this 2102-nucleotide messenger RNA. Its product is annotated as small glutamine-rich tetratricopeptide repeat-containing protein. NCBI's taxonomy places the organism in Eukaryota, Viridiplantae, Streptophyta, Magnoliopsida, Myrtales, Myrtaceae. Bases 429 to 1853 code for a protein of 474 amino acids. Gene Ontology annotation, molecular function: protein binding; molecular adaptor activity. The transcript is spliced from 9 exons. Gene Ontology annotation, biological process: post-translational protein targeting to endoplasmic reticulum membrane. The record is from RefSeq and is a predicted model, not a curated record. Gene Ontology annotation, cellular component: TRC complex; membrane.